UUUUAAGGUCAUCGGUAGUCACUAACGACUAAAUACACACACACACAAAGCACACCACUAUGUCAGAAGAGAAGAAGAUUGUGAUAGAGACUGUUGUAGUAGAGACCACUGUACAGGAAGAGCCACCAGCUCCGGCUCUUCCGACAACUGAACCUCCAAAGGAGGAUGUUGGGAAGCCCAUUGAAGCUGAGGUUACUGAGGCAACCAAAGUCGAAGAAAAGCCGGCUGAAGAGGUCGCGAAAGAAGAGAAACCGGCUUCACGCAUCUUCAAGCGACCUACUUUGAAAUGGGGCAAAAAACGCGACGAGCAUGCCGCUCCCAGGGAGCCAGAACAAGCCAAGGAUAUUCGAGAAGAUGCCCUUGGUUGGAUUGCACAACAGAUACCCCCUGCUGUGCACAAGGUGAAUUACCACGUUUUGGAUUGGGCACAGAAACUCGCCUAUGAGGAUUCGGAACGACCUGCUCUGCCUGGAAAAGACUGCUCGAUGACCCGUAAUCAGUUCUUGGCCCACCUGCGUGAUGGAAAGCUGCUUUCUGCGUUGGCUAAUAAAUUACAGCCUGGUGCGGUCUCUGUGGAACCUGAAAUUGUUGCCGUUGUAGAAACUGCUCCAGUUACUACAUUGGCUCCUGCCGUCGAAGUGACAGAACCUGCUGCUGCUGUCGCUGCUCCCGCUGAACCAGAAGCAUCCGGUGAUGCUGAGAAGAAAGAUGAACCGAGCGCUGAGCCAGCUAAGCCCGAAGAAAAGCCUGCCGCCCCUGUUGAGAAGUCUCCGAAGGAAAAACAGGCCGAACUCGUUGGCAAAUUCGCGUCAUGGGCCAAAGAAAGCCUUGGUUUGGAUGAAAGCAAGGCUAUGACCGCCGCAGACCUGCUCGAGAAGGGUAAAGCCGGCUACCCAGCUGUCUUUGAGACCCUCUGGCAGCUUGCACUGAAAGCGCAGGAGAAAUUUAACAAAGAAGCAAUUGACGUAGAUGCAGUACUGGCUGCGGCAAGCCAAGUCGUCCACACAAACAUCAUCCAGACGAUCCUAAACUUCUUCAGGCAGCGUCGUCCAGCAGCUCCUGUAGCUGAUAAGAAAGACGAGCCAGCACAACCUGAUCCAGCAGCCGGAGAUGCUGCGCCAAAUGCACCAGAAGGUGAACAAGUGGCUGAGGAAGAAUGCAAAAAGGUCGAUGCCUUAACGUCGCCGGCAGUUGCGGCAAACUAGGCUCUUCAUUCAGGGGCCCGCUCACUGAGUGAUCGGGCUCAAAUUUUCCUCCAGAUCUGCCGGUUGUUUCUUCCUCUCGUCCCCCCAAUCUUCACUAAAUCUUGUUCUGCAGAAUGCUGAUCCCAUCUGAUCUGCUUUCGACGCGUUGCGACUCGUUGUCGUUUGCGGUACUCAGAGCUUCAUUUGCCCCCAACAUUAUUAGUCUGUUUGUUUUUUGCCCUCUCUGUGUAAUUCCAUAAGUCAUCAUUUCUCUGUAAAUGAUUUGUUUUGGAUUAUCUUAAUGUGUAUCCCUUGAGUUUUUCUUGCAUCCUUAUGUACUGAUGUAUGAUUUUUAUUUUUCGUGCAAGAAAUCGGUUCGAGGGGCGUAUCUGGUAGCUGAUAGCUUGAUAUUUUGUCAUAAUCAUCAUCUUUUCGUUCAAUUGCUGUUUUGCGUUGAUGUGGUGAUUUGGUGAUUAUAUUAUGAGACUAAGGCGAGAGAAAUUGUGAAGAACUAUAAACGAACGCCACAUCUUCGCC
Cylicocyclus nassatus is the source of this 1721-nucleotide messenger RNA. NCBI's taxonomy places the organism in Eukaryota, Metazoa, Nematoda, Chromadorea, Rhabditida, Strongylidae. The record is from the annotation of a GenBank genome assembly.